Choloepus didactylus (southern two-toed sloth) is the source of this 2232-nucleotide messenger RNA. It is a transcript of the gene ADAM30, whose product is annotated as ADAM metallopeptidase domain 30. The transcript has a single exon. Lineage: Eukaryota; Metazoa; Chordata; Mammalia; Pilosa; Megalonychidae. The coding region runs from base 1 to 2232 and encodes 743 amino acids. The record is from RefSeq and is a predicted model, not a curated record. Gene Ontology annotation, cellular component: plasma membrane; external side of plasma membrane; sperm head plasma membrane. Gene Ontology annotation, biological process: male gonad development; proteolysis. Gene Ontology annotation, molecular function: metalloendopeptidase activity.
AUGAGAUCCGGGAGGACCUCCCUCUCCGGAGGCCGCUCGCUGCCCGUGCUAGUCCUGACGGUGCUCCUGGUUGACUCUCUCGGCGAGGAUUUAGAGUUUCACCCAGAGUGGGGGUUUGACUCGUACGAAAUCACCAUCCCCAGGAAGCUGAGCUUCCGGGUAGGGGAGCAGGGUGUGGCUAAGCACGUGUCCUACCUCCUGCAGUUAAAUGGCAAGAAGCACGUCAUCCGCCUGUGGCCCAAGAGGUUUCUGUUGCCCCGGCAUCUACAGGUUUUCUCCUUCACGGAGCACGAUGAGCUUCUGGAGGAUCACCCUUAUGUACCCAGGGACUGCAACUUUAUGGGCUCUGUGGAGGGUUCUGAGGAAUCUGAAGCUACUUUAAGUACAUGCAUGGGGGGUCUCCGAGGCAUAUUGAAAAUUGAUACCAAACUUUACCAAAUCGAGCCCCUCAAGUCCUCUUCCAAUUUUGAACAUGUGGUUUACCUCUUGCAGAAAGAGCAGUUUAUCAAUCACACCUGUGAUAUAAUUGAUGAUGUGAUUGAAAUACCGAUGGAAGAGCAGGAAAAAAUGGCUAGGCUCAGGGACUUUUCUGACUCCUAUAAGCACCCAAAGUACAUGGAGUUAGGCAUGAUCUUUGAUCACGAAAGAUAUUUGUUUGUAAAUUCCAAUCUAACUCAAGCCUUAAGUGAUGCCAUUAUUUUGACUGCGAUAAUGGACACCUACUUUCAGGAACUCAGUGUGAGGAUACAUCUAAAAGUUCUUGAAGUAUGGACAAAUGGAAACCUGAUAGAUGUUGUUAGACCCAACUUAACUGAAGUUCUAGGCCAAUUUGUAAUCUUCAGAAGAGAUGUCCUGAAUGCUCGGUUAGAAGCCGAUUGGGUACAUUUAUAUGUUAAAAGAUAUUAUCAUGAUGCUCUUGGAUGGUCCUAUGGAUUUAUGUGUACAAAAUUGUAUGGUGCAUCAGCAAGUAUUUUUCCAAAUCUAAAUAUCCUUGGACCCGGCACUUGGACUACUCAUGAACUGGGGCAUGCUUUGGGAAUGAAACAUGAUGAAAAAGACUGUCUGUGUAAGGGCAUGACUACUUGCCUUAUGGGAUUUGGGCGUUCUGGGUGGAGUAAUUGCAGUUAUAUUGAUUAUUUUAAGCAGGUAACUUCAGGAGCAGCUUGUUUAAAUAAUAUCCCAGGAAUAGGUUAUGUGAUGGAGAGAUGCGGAAACAAAAUUGUGGAAAACGAUGAAGAAUGUGAUUGUGGUUCAAUAGUGGACUGUGAAAUGGACCAGUGUUGUCAAUCAGACUGCAAAUUCAAACCUGGUGCCAACUGUAGCAUUGGUCUUUGCUGUCAUAACUGUCUCUUUCGUCCAUCUGGGUAUGUGUGUCGCGAGGAAGAAAAUGAAUGUGACCUUGCAGAGUACUGCGAUGGGACCUCCAGUCUUUGCCCAAAUGACACUUAUAAGCAGAAUGGAACCCCUUGCAAGUAUGAAGCCCUUUGUUUCAGUAAGAGGUGCCAAUCCCGGUUUUUGCAGUGUCAAAGCAUUUUUGGACCUGAUGCCCAAGAGGCCCCUAAGCAGUGCUAUGAAGCAGUGAAUUUACUGGGUGAUCAAUUUGGUAACUGUGAUAUUUUGGGAUCUCGUACCUAUAGAAGGUGUGACAAGGAUAAUUCAUUAUGUGGCAGGCUACAGUGUAUCAAUGUCAAAACUAUCCCCGAUAUGCCAGAGCAUACUAUGUUAAUUAAUACUCAUCUGCGGGAGGAAAAUCUCAUGUGCUGGGGCACAGGCUACCAUUCAGCCAUGGUGCCCUUGGGGAUACCUGACAUGGGAGUGAUUGGUGACGGCACCUCCUGCGGUCAGAACCUGGUAUGUUUUAACAGAACUUGUGUUGAUGUAUCCGUCCUGAACUAUGACUGUUUGCCGGAGAAGUGCAACCGCCGAGGCAUUUGCAACAACAGAAAAAACUGCCACUGCAUGUAUGGCUGGGCCCCUCCUUUCUGCGAGGAGGACGGCUAUGGAGGAAGCAUUGACAGCGGGCCUCCAGGACCGCUAAAAGUGGAGAUGCCUUCGUCAUUUCAGGUCGUAUCCAUUAUGUUAAUGCGCCUUGGUUUCUUGGGCAUCUCAGUGAUUGUUGUGUUUUUCAGGGCAGUGAUUGGAAAAUAUUUUAGUUCCAAACCACCAGUCACCCCCUCAAGUAACGCUGGAGACCAAACAGCCCAGGCAAAGAAAACCAAGACCCCAAAAUAG